Molecule: messenger RNA, 4951 nt
Organism: Linum trigynum
Lineage: Eukaryota; Viridiplantae; Streptophyta; Magnoliopsida; Malpighiales; Linaceae
Source: the annotation of a GenBank genome assembly
UCGCCUAUCCCGCCGGUUUUCGGGAAAUGAGCAUCUCACAAUCGUUACUAGCUUUUACUCGGCCGUUGGCCGAUUAAUUUAUUUUAUAAAACUUUCAUCUUGUCGUCAUUGUGCUUUCUGGAUUUUGCUAAGCCAUGAUAAAAUCUAAAGAAAUCAAGAAUGAACAACAAGAUUUGGGAUAGGAACCGUCGUUCCUGUAUCCCUAGAAAAUGAUGGUAAACACGGACUCACCUGCCAAACUGGUUUAGAUUGAGAUUUUUAUCGGGUAUCAGGGAACCAUGUGAUUAUAAAUUACACUUGAUCAAAACGGGCCAAAACUUGAAAUUCAACUUGUUUGACCGACCCAUGUCAAACUCUAAUUAUUCUUUACUUUUAAACUUUCUAUUUGAAAAUAAAAAAUAGUGAAGAAAAGAGAGGCAUCAGUGAUUCGGGAAUAAAACCAUAGAAAUUCGAAAGAAAACUGAAAAUGUUUAGGAUCGUUUUUAAUGUUAAAAAUAACCAAAUAGAUCUUUCUGUUUAAGAACACCAUUAUAGGUUGUUGUAAAAGUAAAAUCAUCCUAUGAUCAAACUUUUCAUGAUAAACCACUUUAAAUGAAAUUCUUGUUAGACAUCCGGGAAGGCCAUAAUGUUCAAUUCUGGACGGAUCCUUGGCUGGCAGAGGGUACUAUCCUGAGUGACCAUAUCACAGGCGCUGGCGAAGGGAUUAACUGGCAGGCGACCGUUGCUGAGAUGGUCACUACUGAAGGUGAGUGGAAAUGGCAGGAUAUUGAGGUGCAUCUUACUGAGAACUUGUUGGCUUUGAUUGCAGGUACGGACCCGCCCUUGCCGGGAUCAGGGGAAGACAUUACUGCUUGGGGUAUGGAGCCAGAUGGGAAGUUCAAGCUUCGUUCAGCCUAUUCCGCGGCAGUAGAGUGGCUGAGUGACGAAACUUGGGAGGCGGAGGAGGACAACAGUCACCACCACUGGAAGCGCCUCUGGAAAUGGACGGGCCCGAACUGCAUUAAACAUUUCCUGUGGUUGGUGUUUCAUGACAGGCUAAUGACGAAUGUGCAGCGAAAAAGGAGGAGACUGACGACAGAUGACACGUGCCCGAUGUGCAAAAGAGGACCGGAAACGACCGAACACAUUCUGCGCCAGUGUCCGAGCUCACUACAGGUAUGGAAUAGGCUGGGUAUUCAAGAGACAUCACUAACUUACGGCCUUGGAUUUGCAGCUUGGCUAGAUGAACAUCUCAAGAGGGAUCAGGAGGGGCUUCUGUUCGGUGUGGCAGCUUGGUACCUCUGGAAAAGACGGAAUGAGGAGGUCUUUCACAACCUGACUCAAGAGGAUCACGUUUUGGCGCAACGCAUUAGUUGUUGGACGUCUACUAUCAGACAAGCUCAGGAAAAUGACACUGCUUCACAUAAGGACACGCACGAGAGGUCUCCUCAGCAGCUAGCUUGGACACCACCACCUCAAGACUGGGUGUGUGUCAACACUGAUGGCUCAGUAAAGCAACCCGGAUCAGAAGCAGCUGGGGGUGGCAUUAUCCGGGACUGGACGGGGAAAUGUAUGGGAGCAUUUGUGGAGAACCUUGGAGUGUGCACGAUUACCCGGGCAGAAAUUAUGGCGGCCAUUCGAGGAUUGCAGAUGGCGUGGAAGAACGGGCAUAGGAGAGUUCUACUUCAAUUGGACUCCACUACUGCAAUCAACAUGCUUACCUCGCAGGAUCAGACGUAGCACAGGUACCAUAAUCUGUUUCUGCAGUUUCAGAGAUUGCUUCAGCAGAACUGGGAAGUCAGAAUUUCCCACAUCUAUAGAGAAUGUAACAAAGUGGCGGAUUUCCUUGCCAAUAAAGGCCACUCUGCUAGUAUAGGUUUCCAUGUUUUGGCGAAUUCAGAUCCGGGUCUGUCCUUCUGGAUUCUGUAUGACGUUUUGGGUAUUUCCCAAACCCGGUUAAUUUAAGUGUCAGGCUGGGGCGCCCUUUAGCGUCCCUCUUUCUACCAAAAAAAAAAAAAAUUCUUGUUAGACCACUAUGCCCUAUAGGUGUCCUGCUACUUUGAUCAUCUUGCAAGUGAUGUUUGACAAUUCAAUUACAUAUCAACAUCGUAUAAAUGAGGUGAGGACUUAUUUUGAUUGUGAUUUUUGCUCAAGAAGUCAGUUAGCAACACGUUAAUCUCAUCCUAACUUAUAUUUUAUUGGUUUUAAUUUUUUUCCCAUAUCAUUUUUUGUUCCAAUAUUUAAAUGUUUUGGGAUGAAUUGGUUUUGUAUUAUUUCAUAAAAAAUAUGGAUAAUGUCUAUUUUUUAUCCAACUCUUUUUUCAUAUUUUUUUAUUAUUAUUCAAGCCUAUUAAAAUGCUAUUAAUUAGCCAAAUCUUUUGUAAUGCAUAAAAAUAUUAGCUAUUUUUACGUUAUUGUAAAUAAUUUGUAACUCUUUUCUUAGUUAAAAUACUAAUUUUUUUGAUGACCUUCAUGUGUCUCUUCCAAGUUAGUAUCAUGUUGCCAAGUCAAUAUUACUAAUAAAAUUACUAACUGAAAGUUAACAUUUGGUUAACUCUUAGUAUUUCGAUAAGUUUGGCUGAUAAAAAAGAAUCUAAAAAAUGUUUGAAUAAAAAAUAGACAUUACCCAAAAAAACAUCUACAACAUGUACUAGCUAAGUGAUUACAUUAUGCCUAUACUUCAAUCAAAUGUCAAAACUAGCUAUAUCCAUCUAUAUACUAGAGCAACACUAGAGCCUUGGAUCCACACCAUCUGCCUAUAAUUAUCAUUUAGCAAUUAGCACCCAGCCACCCACCCCACCCAAAAAUGGAAAGUAUCGCCACCACCAGUCUUCACUAUAAGUUACCUCUUCGUUGGGUCGAUCUAACAAAACUUUAAGUGAUAAAGUACCACUUAACAUCUACCUUCUGCAACUCCAGUAAGAGCCAAUGAAGCCUUUUGUUUACCACUAACAAAUCAUUUAAUACUACAUUGAUUAUUUUCAAAGAGUGGUAGUGGUUUAUAAGGCCAACUUAAUCAUAUUAAUAAAAUUGGUUUAAGUUAGGCCUAAAUGAUGAAUUUUUGACUUAAUACGAGGUACCUCAACACACACCACUUGACCCACCUGUCAUGCAAGAGGGGACAAAGUGCCCUUCAACAUCAACCACCCAAGUUGGCAUGGUUGGGGGGGGGGGGUCAAGCAUGAUGUCAUGCAAGACCAACUUAAUAAUAUUAAUAAAAUUUGUUUAAGUUAAGACAAAAGUUGGCUAAGUGUUGGACCCAAGCACAAGGAGGGUCAAGCAUGAUAUCAUCCAAAGGGGGUUAAGCACAAAGUACCAUGGCCAUCUACCUACCCUUGCACUCCGGUAUCAAGCAUGAUGCCGUGCAAGGGGUGCCAUCGAUAGUGUCACUAGACGUGAUGGGAAGAAGGCAAAAAUUGGCUAAGUGUUGACACCAACCACAAGGAGGGUCAACAUCAUCCCAGGGGGGUCAAUCAUGAUGUCAUGAAAGGGGGUUCAAGCACUAAGCACCAUGGUGCCUACCUAUCUUGCACUAGGGCAUGUGGCUGUGCUAGGAGUGUGAUAUCAACUACCUGUAGACGUGGCAAGGGAAGAAGGGCAACACGAGUCCCUAGACGUGGUGGCAAAGAAAGGCAAAGUUUGGCUAAGUGUUGAGACCCAACCACCAGGGGGGUCAAGCAUGACAUUAUCCCAGGGGGGUCAAGCAUGAUGUCAUGCAAGGGGGGUCAAGCACUAUGAUGUCUACCUACCUUGAGCUAGGAUGUCAAGCAUGAUGUCGUGCAAGGAGAGCUAUCACGAGUACCCAUAGACGUGGUGGUGCCAUCUCACCACUCACCUACCUUACAGUCACAGUGGGGGUGAGAUUCGACUAAAUAUGGAGUUUUCUCUCGACCACCUACCAUGUACUACAGUACAAGGGGGGUCAAGCAUGACAUCAUCCAAGGGGGGUCAUGCAUGAUACCGCCCAAAGGGGUCAAGCACCGGAUACCAAGCACUAGGGUGUCAAGCAUGAUGCCGUUCAAGGAGAGUUGGUGUCGGCAUUGCUUUGACACUCACCUCUCAAGUACCCAAGCAGAGAAGAGGGUAGACACAACGUGCCAUCAUCACAAGUUGCAGGCAUGCUAGGUCUCGUGGGUAGUUAUGCAUGGUACAUAGUAGACAGAGUCAUCAAGUUUCUAAGUGGUCAGCCAUGUAUAUCAUUACAUGGUAGACCACCUUGUCAAGACCCUGCAAGCAUGAUGCCACCCCAAGGGUGUCAGUGUGCAUCCAUCAGACCCCUAAGCACCCUAGUGUCCAGGGUGGUUAGCACGAGUACCAUCAAGCGAGAAGCCCUCACUCACCAAGCAACACACCUCCAUGGCACAAGGGGCUAGCUAUCAAGUGAAGUCAUCAAGGUGCAAGGUGAAAAAUGGCAAGCCCGUAAGGCAGGCAAUGUGUCAAGCAGCCUACAUCAAGUUCCAAACAUGGAAGGCAGUGGUUACAAGAGGCAGUUACAUGGAGGUUACCAGUGAUGGCUAUAAAUAGGGGAAACGAAGACGAAGCAGGGGUUCCACAACCAAACAUUUAACGCACAAUGUCAAAAUUUAUCUUUUCUCUGCAACUUACCUUUUAGUUUUUCAGAGCUCUCACUGAACUUCCAUAGGAGUAGAGUAACGUAACUUAGCUUGUUCCCAAAAAACCAUCAAACACCCUUGUUCGAACAUUGUUCGGAGAGGAGUGAACCGUGUUAUUGUUAUUGUUCAAGAAGUCAAAGGUGCAUUUAUUGAGUUCAAACACCAGUUUUUCCUCGCCGGAAAACACCUUCUUCGAGAAAUUAUGUGUUGCCCACUGAAUCUCCAACUCCCAACUAUCUCUAGCGAUUCGAGUAGUGUAAUUAGCAAACAACCCUGCAUACAACGUUCUGUGAAAACAACAAAAGGAAAAUAAAUAUGUUUACACCUAAAAUUAAUUAGGAUUAAAUUAAAUGUCGUAUU